AUGACUUCAACACACCCAUAUCAGUCUCUCCCCAUUGAUGAAAGAGUCAAACGCGUCCUCGCAAGAACACCCCUCAUAGACGGUCAUAACGAUCUUCCCCAGCAGCCUCGAGCAUGUUUCCAUGGUAAAAUCCACAACAAUGAGAGAUUCAAUCUCGAGAAAGGGUUCCAGCGAGGAAUGACUGAUAUCCCUCGUCUGAAGCAAGGCGCUGUGGGAGGCCAAUUCUGGUCCGUAUGCGUCCCCUGUCUACGCUCAGCAGAAGACUUCACAACACCAGAAUACUCCGACAUGGCUCGCGAUGCCAUUGAGCAAAUUGACCUGACUCUCCGUUUGGUUGAGUCUUACCCUGAGACUUUUCAGCUGACUUGGCGUGAGAUAUAUAGUUCGACAUCGAAAGUUGGUCCAGUUCAUGGAGGGUUAUCGGAUCUCGGAAGGGCAGCAGUCAAAGAGAUGAACAGACUGGGCAUGAUCGUGGAUAUCUCACACGUCUCGGAAGACUGUGCCUCCCAAGUCUUAUCCCUCUCGCGCGCACCCAUAAUGUUCUCUCACUCCAACGCAAAAGGCGUCUUCGACUGCGUCCGCAACGUCCCAGAUGAUAUCCUUGACAAAGUCCCCUCUAAUGGCGGUAUCGUCAUGGUAACAUUCGUUCCAGAGCAUUGCACCACGCGUCGAAGCGAUGCGACGAUGGACAUGGUCAUUGACCACUUAUUCUACAUCGCAAAUCGCAUCGGCUGGGACCAUGUGGGCCUUGGAUCCGAUUUCGACGGGAUCGCAAGUGUUAUUCCUGGUUUGGAAGAUGUGAAAUGUUAUCCUAAGCUCCUUGAGGCUAUUCUUGGUAGAGGUGCUACAGAGGAGCAGUUGGCCAAGGUUGUUGGGGAGAAUAUUUUGAGAGUAUGGAAGGGUGUUGAGAAGGUGAGGGAUGAGAUGAAGAAGGAGGGCGUUCUUCCUGUCGAGGAUGUUUUUAAGGAUAGAAAGUGGUGGCGAUAUGAUGGGUUUUAUCAGAUGGAGGAUCCGGAUCCUGAGGAUAAGUUGGGGCUGGACUGGUAUGGGAAGCCUCCGCCAGAUGAGGGGCUCUAUCUUGAUGAAUAG
Fusarium coffeatum is the source of this 1089-nucleotide messenger RNA. RefSeq lists its product as uncharacterized. The coding region runs from base 1 to 1089 and encodes 362 amino acids. The transcript is spliced from 4 exons. The record is from RefSeq and is a predicted model, not a curated record. Lineage: Eukaryota; Fungi; Ascomycota; Sordariomycetes; Hypocreales; Nectriaceae. Gene Ontology annotation, molecular function: metallodipeptidase activity. Gene Ontology annotation, biological process: proteolysis.